Messenger RNA from Equus quagga, 4701 nucleotides. It is a transcript of the gene FANCA, whose product is annotated as FA complementation group A. The transcript is spliced from 44 exons. Gene Ontology annotation, cellular component: Fanconi anaemia nuclear complex. The record is from RefSeq and is a predicted model, not a curated record. The coding region runs from base 36 to 4667 and encodes 1543 amino acids. NCBI's taxonomy places the organism in Eukaryota, Metazoa, Chordata, Mammalia, Perissodactyla, Equidae. Gene Ontology annotation, biological process: regulation of regulatory T cell differentiation; interstrand cross-link repair.
GCCGCUGCUGGGAGUGGGAGUGCGGCGCUCUGACCAUGGCGGACCCCCGAGGGCUGGACAGCGUCUCUGGCCCGGCGCCGGGGGCCCGCAGGAGGGCGUGGGCCGAGCUGCUGGCGGGAAGGGUCACGCGGCAGAAGCCCGGUCCUGGAACGGGGCGGAAGGUGCAGGACUCAGCUGUGCGUCUCCUGAGGAGCCAUCUGGACUGGAGUGGCCUGCUGCUGGAGGUAGAAGGUCCACCAUGUAAAAAAUUGUGUCUCGGCCCACUGAUUGAUCAUGACGGUCCUGAGGCCUGCUCUAAUCUUUCUACUUCAUUUAUAGGCUGCCCAGCAGACCAGAGGCUGGUCACUCACGAGGACUGUGGGCCCCACAUCCAGGUUCCACAUGGCAGCCCAAGGCCUGAGGACACCUGUGGGCUCUGCUGCUCCCAAGGCUCUGCUUUGCGGGACCAUGCCUCGCAGCUGGGAGUCCCCGUGGCAGUCCUGUCCAGCCAGAUGGCUGCCUCCAGCAUUUUGCGGAUGUGUGCGGCAGAGGCCGAGCACGCUCACAGGGUGCUGCUGGACACGGAGCAGAGAAAGAAGCUGUCUUCCUUGAUAGAGAUCACUCAGUAUUUAUUGGCACACAGUAUGUUCUCCCGUCUCUUCUUCUGUCAAGAAUUAUGGAAAGUACAGAAUUCUUUGUCACUUGAAGCUCUGUGGCGUCUUCAUGUACACAACGUUGUGAGCCUCUGGGAGCUGCUGGAAAGCUCUGCCGACCUGCAGGCCGUGGUUUCGUGGCUCUUCCGGAACCUGCGCCUUCUGUGUGAGCAGGUAGAAGCACCCUGCCAGCACACUGACAUCGCCAGGGCUAUGCUUUCUGAUUUUGUGCGAAUAUUUGUUUUGAUGGGAUUUCAGAAAAACUCAGAUCUGAGAAGAAAUGUGGAGCCUGAACAGAUGCCCCAGGUCGCCCGUGAUGUGCUGGAGAGGAUGCUACUGUUUGCACUUGAAGCUUUGGCUGCUGGCCUGCAGGAGGAGUCCCCAGCGCACAAGGCAGUGAGCUGCUGGUUCAGCAUGUUCAGUGGACAGACGUUUGGCAGUAUAAUUUCAACAGAUGCUCCAAAGAGGUUUUUCAGCCACACUCUCACUCAGAUACUCACCCACAAGCCUGUGCUGAGAGUUUCUGAUGCUGUUCAAAUGCAGAGAGAGUGGAGCUUUGCAAAGAUGCCCCCUCUGCUCACCAGUCUGUUCCGCAAGCUCUUUGUGAUACUGAGUCCUGAGGAGCUGGUUGGCCAUUUACAAGAAGUUCUGGAGACACAUGAGGUGAACUGGCAGCACGUGCUCUCCUGUGUGUCCACACUGGUGAUCUGCUUACCGGAAGCACAGCAGCUGGUUCAUGACUGGGUGGCUCGUUUGCUGGCCCGCGCGUUCGAGAGUUGUGACCUGGACAGCAUGGUCACUGCGUUCCUGGUUGUGCGUCAGGCUGCCCUGGAGGGCCCCUCCGUGUUCCCAUCAUAUGCAGACUGGUUCCAGGCCUCCUUUGGGAGUGCAAGGGGCUCCCACGGCUGCAGCAAGAAGGCACUGGUCUUCCUCUUCAAGUUCCUGUCGGACCUCGUGCCCUUCGAGGGCGCCCGGUACAUGCAGGUGCACAUUCUCCACCCGCCGCUGGUUCCCAACAAGUACCGCUCCCUCCUCACAGACUACGUCACGCUGGCCAAGACACGGCUGGCCGACCUCAAGGUUUCUAUAGAAAACAUGGGGCUCUAUGAGGAUUUGUCUUCAGCCAGGGACGUCACAGAGCCCCACAGCCAAGCGCCCCAGGAUGUUGAGAAGGCUAUCCUGCUGUUUGAGCACACGGGGAAAAUUCCUGUCGCCGUCAUGGAGGCCAGCAUAUUCAGGAGGCCCUACUACCUGUCUCACUUUCUCCCCGCCCUGCUCACACCUCGAGUGCUCCCCAGAGUCCCUGAUUCCCGAGUGGCUUUUAUAGAGUCCCUGAAGAGAGCAGAUAAAAUCCCCUCGUCUCUGUACUCCACCUACCGCCACGCCUGCUCCACUGCCGAGAAGAACCCAGAAAAUACAGCCCCGGGAAUGAAGGUGGAACCCAACUGUGUGGAUGAACCCUUGAAACUGCUCAUGAUUGCGCUGGGAGGACUCAGGGCAGCGAUGACAGACCCCGCCCAGUAUGACGUUCUGUCUGCCCAGAUUGCAGUGAUUUCUGAAAGGCUCGGCCCCGCCUUGGGCGUCAGUGAGGACGAUGGCAGCUGUGAGGCAUCGAAGAUCCAGCUCAGCGUCCUUGCCCCAGAACUGGAGCAGCAAGAACAGAAGGUGAGGGUUGUGGAUCUCCUGCUGACGUCUUUUUGUCAGAACCUGAUGGCAGCCUCCAGCUUUGCUCCACCAGACAGGCAGGGCCCCUGGGCUGCCCGCUUCACAAUGACCAUGUGUGGACACGCGCUCCUCCCUGCCGUGCUCACCAGGCUCUGCCAGCUGCUCCACCACCAGGGCCCAAGCCUGAGUGCCUCGCAUGUGUUGGGGUUGGCUGCCUUGGCUGUCCACCUUGGCGAGUCCAGAUCUGUGCUCCCGGAGGUGCAUGUGGGCCCUCCUGCCCCUGCCAGGGACCUCUCCAUCCCUGAGUUCUUCAACAGCCUCCUGACGUGCAGGACCGCAGAGUCCUCGCGCUUGUGCCUGAAGUUUUGUACAGCGGCAAUUUCUUAUUCUUUGUGUAAGUUUUCUUCCCAGUCACGUGAUAUUUUGUACUGCUGUUUAUCUCCAGGCCUUAUAAAAAAGUUUCAGUUCUUGGUGUUCAGAUUGUUCUCCGAAGCCCGAGACCCUCUCUCUCAGGAGGACACAGCCGGCCUUGCCUGGAAGCCCUUGGGCCUGCCCUCCAUGGACUGGCAGCGAGCUGCCCUCUGUCUGUGGAGACAGAGAACCUUCCAGGAGUUAUUGAAGGAGAAGCAAUUUCAUUUAACUUACAGAGACUGGUUACAGCUGGAACUGGAAAUUCAACCUGAAGUUGAUUCUCUUUCAGAUACAGAAAGGUGGGACUUCCACCAGUGGGCGAUCCACGAGCAUUUCCUGCCCCAGCCGGCUGCUGCAGGGGGCUGCGAUGGAGACCUGGAGACAGCGUGCACAGUUCUUGUCGAUGUGCUGCUGGACUUCUGCCAAAGUUCAAGGAGUCACAACCACUCAGAGAAUUCUGAUUUGGUUCUUGGUGGCUGCACAGGAAAUCGAGAUAUUUUUUCCAGAUUGCAGGAGAUGGCUGCUGACCUGGAGCAGGGCCCCGCGGCACCCUACAGCCACUCUUCCUCUCGGGGGCACUUCCUUUUCAGGGUUUUCCGCAGACGGCUCCAGGCUCUGGCAAGUGGGUGGGACGUGGCCGCCCGCCUUCGGAAACAGCAGGAGCUGCUCAUGUACAAACGGGUCCUCCUCAGCCUGCCUCCGUUGGUGCUUGUCGGCAGCCCCCAGGUGGAACAGCCAGCCGCCCCUGACUGUGACGAGUUCUUCCACUUGGUCAACUCUGAGCUGCUAAACCUCAGCAGAUGCCGUCCCUGUCCCUCCUCCCCGCUGGUUCCUUUCUCACUGGCCUGUACUGUUUUGCAGAGAAACUUCUGCUCCCAGGGAGGUGCCCUGAGCCACGACAUCACCGUCCACUUCUUCAGGGGGCUUCUCAACGCCUGUUCACAAAGUAGAGACCCCUCCCUGACAGCUAACCUGACCCUGACCGCGUGCCAGACCGAGUGCCCCAUAGUUCUGACCUCUGCUCUGUUGUGGUGGCCACGCCUGGAGCCUGAGCUUCACUGUCGGUGGAGAAGAUGCUUCCAGGGCCCGCUGCCCCCGGAGCUGCAGAGGCUUCAAGAGGCCCAGCAGUUUGCCCAGAGUUUCCUCUCUCCCGACACAGCAGCCCCUGCCCCUGGCCCAGCCUGGGUCUCUGCUGCCGCGCUGCACUUCGUGAUUCAACAAGCCGGGAAGGAAAGCGUUGAGAGCGCGCUGGAGAAGCUGGACUGCCAACGAGAGGAGCUGCUGGUUUGCCUGUUUUUCUUUUCCUUGAUGGGCCUGCUCUCAUCACACCUGACCCCGCACAUACGUCAGACCUCAUCAGCUAAGGCAGGCGACUCCCUGAAGGCUUUGCACGUUUGUGGCGAGAUCCUGGGGUUUUUACAAAAAAGGAAGAUAUCCUGGCUGGUGCUCUUUCAAUUGACAGAGACAGAUGCUGGCCUGGGGCGCGUCCUCCUCCGCCUGGCCCCAGAUGAGUACAUCAGGCUCCUGCCGCUCGCCUUCUACAGCCUUCUCUCCUACUUUGACAAAGAUGCCCUCAUCAGGGAAAAUGCAUUCCUGCACGUCGCUGUCGACAUGUACAUGAAGCUGACCUGCCUCUUUGUGGCCGGGGAGACAAGUGCAGUCUCAACUCCAGCCAACAGGAGCCAGGAGCUCCAGAGCCAGGCAGGUGCAGGGGCCGGACUUGGGACCUUCUCCAGUCAGAUGGCACAUCCCACAAACGGUGACCCUGUAGGUCUGAUAAGGAAAGCUCGUCUUUUUCUGCUGCAAUCAAUACCUCAGUGCCCGAAAAAGAGCUUCUCAAACAUGGAAGAGCUGCUGGCCACUAGUGGAGACUGGGACCCAGAAGUGAGCACUGCCCUCCUGAGCAGGCAGCAGGCCGUGUCCGACACUGACCUCUACCAGGAGCCUCAUCUCUUCUGACUGGACUCUGCGCGGUGCACAGCCCAGGUUCUUU